Messenger RNA from Athene cunicularia (burrowing owl), 1148 nucleotides. RefSeq names its product TATA-box binding protein associated factor 12 (gene TAF12). Lineage: Eukaryota; Metazoa; Chordata; Aves; Strigiformes; Strigidae. The transcript has 4 exons. Gene Ontology annotation, molecular function: TBP-class protein binding; DNA binding; protein heterodimerization activity. The record is from RefSeq and is a predicted model, not a curated record. Gene Ontology annotation, cellular component: transcription factor TFIID complex; SAGA complex; SLIK (SAGA-like) complex. The coding region runs from base 200 to 718 and encodes 172 amino acids. Gene Ontology annotation, biological process: RNA polymerase II preinitiation complex assembly; DNA-templated transcription initiation.
UCUUCUGAUAAACCCUCUUGUGCCGUAGUAAGGACAGCUCAUGCUCUUUUGAGUGAAAAUGUUUCCUCUCACCAUCUUACGAUAGAGUGGGUGAUACAAAAAAUAUCUGGUAUUCCUGUAGGAAUGAGAGUUUUAUGGAAGAGGAGGAAGCCAGAGUAGGUUAACGCUGACUGCUGAUGUACUGGGAAGGCUUUGGAAAAUGGCCUCUCCGUUCGCUGGGCCCACAGCGGUUGCUGAUGUAAUUAAAGAUCUAGACACUCAGAUAGCUUUGAUUGGUUUGGGUCCCCACAACCCCAAGAAGAAGCAGGACCUAGAUAAACUUUAUGAUCUAAAAGCUAAAGCCCAACAGAUUAUGAACCAGUUUGGCCCUUCUACCUUGAUCAACCUCUCCAACUUCUCGAUAAAGCCAGAACCCGCCAGCACUCCCCCGCAGAGCUCCAUGGCCAACAGCACUACCGUGGCAAAGAUGCCGGGGACGCCCAGCGGAGGAGGACGGCUCAGUCCUGAAAGCAACCAGGUUUUAACCAAGAAGAAAUUGCAGGACCUGGUGCGUGAGGUGGAUCCGAAUGAGCAGCUGGAUGAAGAUGUGGAGGAGAUGCUGUUACAGAUCGCAGAUGAUUUCAUAGAGAGCGUGGUGACGGCUGCCUGCCAGCUUGCGCGGCAUCGCAAAUCAAACACCCUGGAAGUGAAAGACGUCCAGUUGCAUCUUGGUGAGUGAUUUUUCUUGCCCCCCCAACCCCUCAGCUGAGAGCUGGGCACACGCCCUGAAGUCAGGGCAUGGCUGUGGUGUUGGGCUGGAAACCUGUGAGGAGCUACAGAUUUGUUGUUACUUAACAACACCGUAAUAACCUGGGGAUGAGCGGGGUGUCUGCCCCUCGCCAUCCCCUCUACAGAUUUUGCAGUUGUGCCGUUUGCAGCAGUCCUGUGUUGGAAGGUCCCUAGAACAGGGACAUGUUUUUACCAUGUUUAAUGUCGUACAGCCCUCCGCUACACUGCUUUAUGGAAGCUUUUAUAGCUGGUGUGUGGAUUUUGGAGCACUGGUGGCAGGCAGGGGCACUGCCGGGAUGUUUUGUGGUGAUGAGGCUGCUCUUGUGGUGGGUGUUAGGGGUAGAGAGUGCUGAUGCUUGAGCGUGUCCAGAGAAGGGCAG